AUGGACCAUGCCGAAAAUGAAGACUGGACACACGUUCCUGCCAAAGGCAAGCGAAAGGCGAAAUCCACCGCGUUUUCGAAUCCCACCAAUCCGCCCGCUCGAGACCUCACACUCCAGAAACUCAACCUCGAAUUCCAGACGAAGACCAAAACAUACCGACAAACGACCUGCCGCAGGACAGUCACCCACAUACUCAACCGCAUACGUCCGGACUCAGGUUGGAAGCUCGAUAAGGCACUUUGUCUAGGAAUUGGGAGUUUGAGCAGGGAGAAUAUCGAGUGCAGAAGGAGGAGCAUGUGGCAGUUUGUUGUGUUUUGCGACUUGGUGGAGCAGAUGCGAGGAGAGGGCGUAGAGCUGGAGGUUCUUGCUCAAGAGCCGGGGUUCACGGAGUUGGAUGUGGAGUUUCUUGAUGUUCUGGGAGUGAAAGUGCUGGAGACGAGAUUGGGAGACGGGACAAUGGGUUUGGGGCCGGCGAAGGAACAGCUUGGAGAGGGAACAUUGGUCUAUGAGCCCUUCAUCGAUAUGAACGCUGUCAUGCUGGAGGAGAUGGUGAGUGCUGGAGUGGGAUUAUACGUUGGAAGCUCGAUCGGUGGAAUACUAGGGAGAAGAGGUGAGAACGAGGCGAGCAGAUUGGUGGAGAAGUUUCGUGCAGGUCGCGAGAUGUUGCGCUUUCCGACUUUCGAUGUCGAUCCUAAUGUCUUCGACGGGAUUCAGGUCUACUGGACCGAGGAGAAGGAUGAUCAGGACGAUUGA
Messenger RNA from Zymoseptoria tritici IPO323, 753 nucleotides. RefSeq lists its product as uncharacterized. NCBI's taxonomy places the organism in Eukaryota, Fungi, Ascomycota, Dothideomycetes, Mycosphaerellales, Mycosphaerellaceae. The record is from RefSeq and is a predicted model, not a curated record. The transcript has a single exon. Bases 1 to 753 code for a protein of 250 amino acids.